Messenger RNA from Trichechus manatus latirostris (Florida manatee), 2914 nucleotides. It is a transcript of the gene NUMBL, whose product is annotated as NUMB like endocytic adaptor protein. Gene Ontology annotation, biological process: positive regulation of neurogenesis. Bases 223 to 1905 code for a protein of 560 amino acids. The transcript has 9 exons. The record is from RefSeq and is a predicted model, not a curated record. Gene Ontology annotation, cellular component: cytoplasm. Lineage: Eukaryota; Metazoa; Chordata; Mammalia; Sirenia; Trichechidae.
GAAUCCUUCGGAGAGCGGAGCAGGCUCGCGCGCGUGCAUCCCGCACCAUCCCCCGGCCCCGGGCUCCGACUCGCGUCUGACCGAGCUGCCGCCGCCUCUGCCACCACAGUAGCAGCAGCAGCAGCAGCACUAGGGGAUCCGGGCCCAGCCGGGGCCGCGGGAGGCGGGGGUGCCCGGGCCCUGGAUGUCCCGCAGCGCGGCAGCCAGCACGGUGCGGGCACCAUGAACAAGUUACGCCAGAGCCUGCGGCGGAAGAAGCCAGCCUACGUGCCUGAGGCCUCGCGCCCGCACCAAUGGCAGGCAGACGAGGACGCGGUGCGCAAGGGCACGUGCAGCUUCCCAGUUAGGUACCUGGGCCACGUGGAGGUGGAGGAGUCCCGGGGGAUGCACGUGUGUGAAGAUGCUGUGAAGAAGCUGAAGGCGAUGGGCCGGAAGUCCGUGAAAUCUGUCCUGUGGGUAUCAGCCGAUGGGCUCCGAGUGGUGGACGACAAGACCAAGGACCUGCUCGUAGACCAGACCAUCGAAAAGGUCUCCUUUUGUGCUCCUGACCGCAACCUGGACAAGGCUUUCUCCUAUAUCUGCCGCGAUGGGACCACUCGACGCUGGAUCUGCCACUGUUUCCUGGCGCUGAAGGACUCCGGUGAGAGGCUGAGCCACGCUGUGGGCUGCGCUUUUGCCGCCUGCCUAGAACGAAAACAGAGGCGGGAGAAGGAAUGCGGGGUCACUGCUGCCUUCGAUGCCAGCCGCACCAGUUUCUCCCGCGAGGGCUCCUUCCGCCUGUCUGGAGGCGGGCGGCCCGCGGAGCGAGAGGCCCCAGACAAAAAGAAAGCAGAGGCAGCCGCGGCCCCUACUGCGGCUCCAGGCCCUGCCCAGCCUGGACACGUAUCCCCGACACCUGCCACCACAUCCCCUGGCGAGAAGGGUGAAGCAGGCACACCAGUGGCUGCGGGCACCACUGCAGCUGCCAUUCCCCGGCGCCAUGCCCCUCUGGAGCAGCUGGUUCGCCAGGGCUCCUUCCGUGGGUUCCCUGCACUCAGCCAGAAGAACUCACCUUUCAAACGGCAGCUGAGCCUGCGGCUGAACGAGCUGCCUUCCACGCUGCAGCGCCGCACUGACUUCCAGGUGAAGGGCACAGUGCCUGAGAUGGAGCCUCCUGGCACCAGUGACAGUGACGGCAUCAAUGCUCUGUGCACACAGAUCAGCUCAUCUUUCGCCAGUGCUGGGGCACCAGCGCCAGGCCCACUGCCAGCCACAACAGGGACUUCUGCCUGGGGUGAGCCCUCCGUGCCCCCUGCAGCUACCUUCCAGCCCGGGCAUAAGCGGACACCUUCGGAGGCUGAGCGGUGGCUAGAGGAAGUGUCCCAGGUGGCCAAGGCCCAGCAGCAGCAGCAGCAGCAACAGCAGCAGCAGCAAGGGGCCUCGGCGCCCCCCGUGCCCACCCUACUCCCCACCCUGCAGCCCUUCCCUGCCCCCAUGGGGCCCUUCGACGCAGCACCUGCCCAGGUGGCUGUGUUCCUGCCACCCCCACAUAUGCAGCCCUCCUAUGUGCCCGCCUACCCAGGCUUGGGCUACCCACCCAUGUCCCGGGUGCCCGUGGUAGGUAUCACACCCUCACAGAUGGUGGCCAAUGCCUUCUGCUCAGCCGCCCAGCUCCAGCCCCAGCCUGCCACCCUGCUUGGGAAAGCUGGGGCCUUCCCACCCCCUGCUGCGCCCAGUGCCACUGGGGGUCAGGCCCACCCACGCCCCAAUGGGGCCCCCUGGCCCCCUGAGCCAGAACACGCCUCGGCCCCUGAGCUGGACCCGUUCGAGGCCCAGUGGGCAGCAUUAGAAGGCAAAUCCGCCACAGAGAAGCCUUCUAACCCCUUCUCUGGUGACCUGCAGAAGACCUUCGAGAUUGAACUGUAGCCCGAGCUGCCCCUGCCCACCCCAUCAUCUCUGGGUGCCCCACACCUGGGAGUGGAGGCAUGACCCCUCCCCUGGUCCUGCUCCCUGGGGCUGCACCCCCCAACACCCUCUCUAACCACUUCUCUCUACCACCCCACAACCACUACAGAACCAACAUUGGGACGCCCAGGUUGCGACAGGAUGGAAUUCAGGGACGGACCCAGCCUGGCUAAGGGACUUAUUUCACUGCCAGACUUAACCUGGCAAUGCCGCCUCCCCCGCUCCGAACACAGGGAUGGCCACAAUCCCACUGAAUGCCCUCAGUUCAAGUCACAUUUCCCAGUUUCUGUUCUCGACCUUCCACCUUCCAGUGUUCGGUAGGAUGGAGGAGGAAUGCCCGCUUAGGGGCUCCCCUGGGCCCCACAUGAGUGUCCACCCCAUGUCUGGUCAUCGCCCCCCAUACACAGCACAAGCAAAGGGCCUCCCUCUGCCCACCUGCUGCGUUCACUGCCAGUGCUGUGCCCACCCCUCUGACCCGCCACCCACAUCUUUCUGGGGGCAGGGGCCAAGUUGGGGACCCAGGAAGCGGGGUAGGGGGAAGGGGAAGAAGAUGCUCAGUUACCUCACGUCCGCACCCGCUUGGAGGGUGGGGGUCCGGGCAGAAAGGGGAGGGGUGCCGGGCGGGUACUUUUGUAUCUUUUAUUUCCAGAUUUUUUUUGUAUCUAAACUUGCAGAUUUGUAUUAUACAAGGACAGCUAAUAAAGGAAGACUAUAAUGGUGACCCUCGGGAGAAGCCGGGUGUUUCUGGGGGCGGGGUGUGGGCGCAGACCUUUCCUCCUGACUCAUCUGCCAGAACAGGAGCCGGGGAAGGGGCUUCCUGUGCAAUUACCUCUGGGUCAUAACAGCGUGACAGGUAACGCCGACUCAGCACUGGAGAGGCGGAUGCUAAAUGGUGCCAAAAAUUAAUCACCCCAUUUCUGUACCUUACAGAUUUUGAACUAAGGAAUAAAAAGCAAAAAUUAUAAACCGC